Aureococcus anophagefferens is the source of this 213-nucleotide messenger RNA. RefSeq lists its product as hypothetical. The transcript has a single exon. Gene Ontology annotation, biological process: fatty acid biosynthetic process. Lineage: Eukaryota; Pelagophyceae; Pelagomonadales; Pelagomonadaceae. The annotation marks the transcript as partial. Gene Ontology annotation, molecular function: fatty acid synthase activity. The record is from RefSeq and is a predicted model, not a curated record.
AACGAUUGCACGCAGGCCUUAUCUCUGGGUGUCGGUUUACUCGGGCCAAUUUGGAAUGGUGGAUUUGCAGCGAAGGGCAUGACUUCGACUCGCGGUCGCUGCCACACCUUUGAUUCUCGCGCCGACGGAUACGCUCGCGGAGAAGGCUGCUCACUGCUACUCUUGCAUACUGAGGCCGACACGGUGUCUUGUCUUCUUUCCGCGGCAGUCUAA